GGGUUCGGUGUCUAUUUUUCUUCACAACCAACAUACAGUCAUACGUAUGCAAAACCAAACUCAAAGGGUGAACGUUUUAUGUUUGUAUCUCGUGUUCUCAUUGGUAAAACCAUACUUGGUAAUGGUACGAUGAAAACACGUCCCGUUGGGUAUGAUACGACAACAGACGGACAACAUAUUUUUGUUACAUAUCAUGAUGCACAAGCGUAUGCGGAAUAUUUAAUUACUUAUAAGUAA
Didymodactylos carnosus is the source of this 237-nucleotide messenger RNA. The record is from the annotation of a GenBank genome assembly. Lineage: Eukaryota; Metazoa; Rotifera; Eurotatoria; Philodinida; Philodinidae.